Messenger RNA from Physella acuta, 2532 nucleotides. RefSeq names its product mucin-2-like. Gene Ontology annotation, molecular function: calcium ion binding. NCBI's taxonomy places the organism in Eukaryota, Metazoa, Mollusca, Gastropoda, Physidae. The record is from RefSeq and is a predicted model, not a curated record.
AUGUAUCAAACAAGCACGGACUCUGAAACCUCAGUGCCUUCUUUGACUAUGCAAGCAACAUUAAAAACUUCCACAUUCAGUACGCCAGACUCAUCUAUGCAAAUAUCAGACGUUUAUACAUCCCAAGCAACUGAAUCACCUGUACUAACAGCAGAAAUGUACACAUCUAGUACAACUGAAUUACCUGUCUCAACACCGGAACUGUAUACAUCAAGCACACUUGAAUCAACAAUGGAAACAACAGAAGUUUACACAAACGCUCCAACUGAAUCAACUGUGCCAACAACAGAAGUGUACGCAUACACUGCAUCUGAAUCACCUGCGCCAACAACUGAAGUUCCCACAUCCACUACACCUGAAUCAACUGUGCAAACAACAGAAGUUCCCACAUCCGUUACACCUGAAUCAACUGCGCCUACAAAAGAAGUGUACACAUCCAGUACACCUGAAUCAAAUGUGCCAACAACAGAAGUUUACACAUUCACUACACCUGAAUCAACUGCGCCAACAACAGAAGUGUACAGAUCCAGUACACCUGAAUCAACUGUGCCAACAACAGAAGUUCCAACAUCCGUUACACCUGAAUCACCUUUGCCAACAACAGAAGCGUACACAACCAGUACACCUGAAUCACCUUUGACAACAACAGAAGUUCCAACAUCCGUUACACCUGAAUCACCUAUGCCAACAACAGAAGCGUACACAUCCAGUACACCUGAAUCAUCGGUGCCAACAACAGAAGCGUACACAUCCAGUACACCUGAAUCAACUGUGCCAACAACAGAAGUAUCCAAAUCCAGUACACCUGACUCACGUAUCUCAACAAAAGAAGUUCCUACAUCCAGUACACCUGAAUCAACUGCGCCAACAUCUGGAGUUGCCACAUCAACUACACCUGAAACAACCGUGCCAAAAACAGAAGUAUCCAAAUCCAUUACACCUGAAUCAACUGCGCCAACAACAGAAGUGUACAGAUCCAGUACACCUGAAUCAACUGUGCCAACAACAGAAGUUCCAACAUCCGUUACACCUGAAUCAUCUAUGCCAACAACAGAAGCGUACACAUCCAGUACACCUGAAUCACCUAUAACAACAACAGAAGCGUACACAUCCAGUACACCUGAAUCAACUGUGCCAACAACAGAAGCGUACACAACCAGUACACCUGAAUCACCUUUGACAACAACAGAAGUUCCAACAUCCGUUACACCUGAAUCACCUAUGCCAACAACAGAAGCGUACACAUCCAGUACACCUGAAUCACCUGUGUCAACAACAGAAGCGUACACAUCCAGUACACCUGAAUCACCUAUAACAAUAACAGAAGCGUACACAUCCAGUACACCUGAAUCACCUGUCCCAACAACAGAAGCGUACACAUCCAGCACACCUGAAUCACAUGUGACAACAACAGAAGUUCCAACAUCCGUUACACCUGAAUCACCUAUGCCAACAACAGAAGCGUACACAUCCAGAACACCUGAAUCACCUAUAACAAUAACAGAAGCGUACACAUCCAGUACACCUGAAUCACCUGUCCCAACAACAGAAGUGUACAGAUCCAGUACACCUGAAUCACAUGUGACAACAACAGAAGUUCCAACAUCCGUUACACCUGAAUCACCUAUGCCAACAACAGAAGCGUACACAACCAGUACACCUGAAUCACCUUUGACAACAACAGAAGUUCCAACAUUCGUUACACCUGAAUCACCUAUGCCAACAACAGAAGUAUCCAAAUCAAGUUCACCUGAAUCAACUGCCCCAGCAGAUGUGUACACAUCCACUACACCUGAAUCAACUGUGCCAACCACAGACGUUCCCACAUCCAGUACAUCUGAAUACACUGUGCCAGCAACAGAAGUGUACACAUACACUACACCUGAAUCAACUGUGCCAACCACAGAAGUUCCAACAUCCAGUACACCUGAAUUCACUGUGCCAGCAACAGAAGUGUACACAUCCACUACAACUGACUCAAUUUCGCCAACAACAAAAGUUCCCACACCCAGUACACCUGAAUCAACUGCCCCAACAACAGAAGUGUACACAUCCAGUACACCUGAAUCAACUGCGCCAACAACAGAAGUGUACACAUACUUUACAUCUGAAUCAACUGUGUCAACAACAAAAGUUCCCACAUCCAGUACACCUGAAUCAACUGUGCCAACAACAAAAGUUCACACAUCUCAAACUACAGAGUUGACUAGGCCAACACUUUCAGAAGAGCCAACAACUAUUUCUACACAAUUUUCAGCCUGUAAUGCUACUCACUAUGGUCUGGACUGUGCCAACUCAUGCAGCUGUAACAUAAACAAUACAGUUGAUUGCAAUGACACCACAGGAGAAUGUUUGUGUGCAGCUGGUUGGAAUGGCAAUACUUGUGAUGAAGAUGUCAAUGAGUGCCUUAAUGCCAGCUACUGUCCUGGUUACAUGGAAGUUUGCUUUAAUUUGGUGGGGUCAGCAGAAUGCAGGUGUGAGAUUGGCUAUCAGAGAUCAGGACUGAAUCACAAGUGCCAAGGUAAUUUAUGA